Molecule: messenger RNA, 1179 nt
Organism: Aegilops tauschii subsp. strangulata
Lineage: Eukaryota; Viridiplantae; Streptophyta; Magnoliopsida; Poales; Poaceae
Source: RefSeq, a predicted model, not a curated record
AUGACGGUGACCCUCGAGGACUGGGAGAUGAUCACUGCCAUGCCGAUCGAGGGUCAUGCACUCACCGGUCGAGUGGAGAGGACCAACUGCCAGGAGAGGGUCACCACCCUCAUCGGCGACUGCCCCGGUGCCAAGAGCAACCGUACAUCCGGUGUGCCGUUGAUCUGGCUCUCGGAGCACCGGAAGACAUGCCCCGAAGGCGCAAACGAUGCGACUGUGGAGUGGUACGCGAGGGCCUACCUGUGGUAUCUUCUCACGGAGGUCGUGUUUCCAGACGCAUCCGGGAACUCUGCCAACUGGUCCUAUCUGUUCUUCCUAGCCGACUGGGAUGCAGGGUACAGUUGGAGGACCGCAUCUCUCGCCUACCUAUACCGUUCGCUUGACGACGCAAGGCAGAGGACGGGAGACAAGUCCAAUAUGGGUGGCUUUGUCUGGGCCUUCUCCAUUUGGAUGUGGGAGCAUCUGCCGGUGGGGCGUCCUGAGAAGCUGCCAAGACGCCCAUGGGGUGCCUAUAGCGAAGACGGCGACGAGGCUCGACACCCCACCGUAGCUUACGAGUGGGACGUUGUCAAACUCUACACGGGCCUAAACAAGACUUCGUACAAGACCUACACCAACGAGUUGGACGCUUUGACGCAUACGCAGGUAAACUGGUGGCCGUAUCAUGACCGAGAGUGGGACUUCGAUCUGAAUGUGAUGUGUGAUGCGGACAGAGGUCUUUGGCGGUGCAUCGUGCCCAUGAUCUGUGUGUACACCGUCGAGUGGCACUUGCCACAACGCGUGGCAACGCAGUUUGGGAUUUUUCAACAUACCCCACCGGGCCAGCCCACCGAUACCGGCGGCCACGCGCUCCACUUGAUGAGCCGGCAGAAGAACCAGUCGAUCACAAACUGGGGAGAGAAGCAUGAAACUCAUGUGACGGAAUGGAACCAACGGAGGUACCGGAAAGACGUGGAGAGGAAGGUGACUAACUGGGAUGUUUACCUGAACCGACACAUGAAGUGGUACGAUGAUGGCCAGAAGCACCGUCUUCGUCUCAGGCCUCGGUGGACGGCGGAAGACAUCACGGAGCUGGAGAGGGAUGACCCCGAGGAAGCGGCCUACCAUACCGGCAUCAGAGACAUGCACAGUGGAUUUAGGGAGUUUGCCCCCUCAUCAACAGAGUGUCUGGUGAGCUGA